GCUGUCAAAGCAAAACAAAGGGUGAAAGAGAGGCGAAAACUUGCAAUACUUUUAAGAAAAGAAAAGAAGCCUUAUUUUUGUUUUGAGGAAAAGUAAAAGUUCAUUAGACUUGGUCAACAUGGGCGCCUGUUUUUCCUGCUGCGGCCAGAGCGCCGAGGAGACAAAUCUGAUGCCCUCGCCUGAGGAGCGCCGGCAGCAGCAACUGGACGCAGCGGAGAAGCGUCGCCAGGAGAACGAGCAGCGAGGCAUCAAGAAUCCGGAUAGCGUGCGUCGCCAGCAACAGAGAGCAGAGGAGCUGCAACGGCGGGAAGAGGAAGCCGCCCGUCAGGGUCAGGGACAGGCCAACCUAAGGUGGCAAACGAGCUAAGAUCCAAGGAACUAAGCCAAGCAGCCUUAAACUCCUCCGUUUUUUGUACUUGACUCCAACCUGUUUCCGGCUCUUUUUGUACUUGUAACUUGUCUUUGUAACGGUCAUCCUUGAUGCACGGUCUCAGGAUUUUUUAGCCAGCGACCAAAAACGUUCAACCAAAAAUAAAAACACACCAAAUUGUUAUCAGUGAAUAAUGAUUCGUGACGGGAUUAGUCCAACUAAUUCCGAGAAUCUAAAAUCUACAUAUCUCGGUAUUCGUUAAUUACUUGUUGUCAUUCCCGUUAUUAAUUAAAAAUUCCUUUGUGCUGUACAUAGCAAUUACUUUGGAUAAUAAAGACCGUCUUUAAAUCUAAAAUUAAA
This is a messenger RNA of Drosophila serrata, 730 nucleotides long. It is a transcript of the gene Svip, whose product is annotated as small VCP interacting protein. Gene Ontology annotation, cellular component: endoplasmic reticulum membrane. The record is from RefSeq and is a predicted model, not a curated record. Gene Ontology annotation, biological process: negative regulation of retrograde protein transport, ER to cytosol; negative regulation of VCP-NPL4-UFD1 AAA ATPase complex assembly; positive regulation of autophagy. NCBI's taxonomy places the organism in Eukaryota, Metazoa, Arthropoda, Insecta, Diptera, Drosophilidae.